CACGGGGUCAGUGGGCGGAGGGGGUGGCUUUUUCGUCGGCCCAAUGGCUGGGCAGGCCCAGUCUUCCCUUUAAAGAAUGUUGUGAAGUGACGUCGCCGAACCGAGUUACCAACUCCUCCGGCCUCAGCUGCUCUGGUGUAAGAACCAGCAGGAACGCGAGCGCGCCGGGGAGAACUCGGAGCAGCAGCAGCAGCGGCGGCGGCGGCGACGCCCGGACCCCGCACCCCGAACUUCCCAUCCCGACCCCGGACCCGGCGCCAUGCCCUCCGAGCGGCCCUUCAAGCAGCGGCGAAGCUUCGCUGACAGAUGCAAGGAGGUACAGCAGAUCCGGAAGCAGCACCCCAGCAAGAUCCCGAUGAUCAUCGAGCGGUACAAGGGGGAGAAACAGCUGCCCGUCCUGGACAAGACCAAGUUCCUGGUCCCUGACCACGUCAACAUGAGCGAAUUGGUUAAGAUCAUCCGCCGCAGACUCCAACUUAAUCCCACUCAGGCCUUCUUCCUGCUAGUGAACCAGCACAGCAUGGUGAGCGUCUCUACAACUAUCUCCGAGAUCUACGAGCAGGAGAAGGAUGAAGAUGGCUUCCUCUACAUGGUUUAUGCCUCCCAGGAGACCUUUGGCUACUGAGCAAAAAGGGUCGGGGAAUAUCCUGGCCCUGGGAAGACAGCAGCUGAGGGAGGGGGCAGCUCAGCUUCCUACUUCAGAACCAUAAAGCUGCCUCUAACUACCCGUCUCUGGGUCCCUUCCCCAAGACCCAAAGCUGGAGUGGUUGGCUUAGAUCAAUGCCAAAAUAAGGACUUUGCCCAACCAGGGCUGCAAUGGAGCAGAGGACAUCCUGUGUCAACAAGAAAUUUUCAUCUAUCCCAACUCUGUACACAUAUCAACUCUCGGUGCUACCCCCAGACGCUAGAGCCGUGGGGGCUGCUCUCUGUCUAUAGAUGGGGGAUGAGAAUAGAAGAUAUAUAUAUGGUUCAAACCUCCUGGUUUUGAAGGUGGCACCUGCUGAAAGUAGGGGAGGGAGAAGAGGGGGAGGUCACCUGUGGCCUUGGCCCUGCCUUGGCUCUGGUCUUUUUGUUUGUUUGUUUUGUUUUGUUUUUUUUGUUUUUGUUUUUUUUUUUAGGCACCUGUCCCUUCCAUCUUUAUUGCAUGCAGUUUGGACCCGCUGGCAACCACUCUUUGGACUGAGCUUUCCCCCCGCCUGCUGUUUUCUUCCACAUUAUGUACCAGUGUCCUGGAGCACCAGCCUAUUAGAGCUAUCAUUACUCUAUAUAAAUAAAUAAAAAUUUCAAGUCCUACCCA
Messenger RNA from Sarcophilus harrisii (Tasmanian devil), 1297 nucleotides. RefSeq names its product microtubule associated protein 1 light chain 3 alpha (gene MAP1LC3A). The transcript is spliced from 4 exons. Bases 260 to 625 code for a protein of 121 amino acids. Gene Ontology annotation, cellular component: autophagosome membrane; cytosol; autophagosome. The record is from RefSeq and is a predicted model, not a curated record. Gene Ontology annotation, biological process: autophagosome assembly; autophagy of mitochondrion; cellular response to nitrogen starvation. Gene Ontology annotation, molecular function: ubiquitin protein ligase binding. Lineage: Eukaryota; Metazoa; Chordata; Mammalia; Dasyuromorphia; Dasyuridae.